AUGGCGGCGGCGGCGGCGGCGGCGGCUCGGGUGGUAGGUUGUGGGGGGUUUAGGAGAGGGAUUGGAAAUGUUGAUAAAAGCGUCGGCGACAAUAAUGCAACUUUUGAAUACUUGAAAGAUGUAACAUCUGAUUUUGAUACCAAUACUUGGCCCUGUUUGGGAGUAAUUUCUAAUGAUCUAAUUCAGUUUCUUUACGGGGAAGAUGGUAUGGAUGCUGUCUGGAUUGAAUCACAGCCACUGAAAUCUUUGAAAUUAAAGAAAUCAGGUUUCAAUAACAUGUAUAGAUAUGAGAUUGAUGAUCCAGAUUGGAGUCCUAGUUACAUGUUGCCUGAAGCUGUGGAAGAUUUAAAAACAAUCAGCGAGAUUCGCAGUGUGUUUGAUGCAGAGGUCGGAUUUGAUUGGAAAUGCGCAACCAAAUACCCAUGUAAUGCUAGAUUACAAGAUCCACGUUGUUCCCCUUGCUUUGGUAUUUAUAUGUGUGGGCUGGUGUUCGAGGAUCUCAUUGCUCAACGUGGAUUGAAGGAGAAGAAGAAUGUGAAGAGGACACAUAUUUUGUAUGACACCAUGAUGGGAGCAAAUGGUUCUUUAGGUGUCCCGUGGAAAAGAGUGAAGCAGCCAAGGAGCAAAUGGUUCUUUAGGUGUCCGGUGGAAAAGAGUGUGAGGUCAUUGAUGAAUGUGCCAUUUACUUUGGCAAAGCUUGAGUUGGAAGCUGAGUUUGUGAAGGAAGCAGCCAAGGAGAAGAUGAUGUAG
Fraxinus pennsylvanica is the source of this 750-nucleotide messenger RNA. NCBI's taxonomy places the organism in Eukaryota, Viridiplantae, Streptophyta, Magnoliopsida, Lamiales, Oleaceae. The record is from the annotation of a GenBank genome assembly.